Messenger RNA from Setaria italica (foxtail millet), 1158 nucleotides. RefSeq names its product 60S ribosomal protein L7a-1. Gene Ontology annotation, biological process: ribosome biogenesis. The transcript has 7 exons. Gene Ontology annotation, cellular component: ribonucleoprotein complex. Bases 143 to 919 code for a protein of 258 amino acids. NCBI's taxonomy places the organism in Eukaryota, Viridiplantae, Streptophyta, Magnoliopsida, Poales, Poaceae. The record is from RefSeq and is a predicted model, not a curated record.
CGAAUGCCACCUCCAAAACCCUAGUGCCCACAUCCGAAAUCUGCUGCGCGGCUUCUAAACACACAGGUCACCGCCGCCCCCCUCUCCCUCCCUCCGUCCUCGCCGGCCGUCUCUUCGCUCGAUCCAAGCAGCCGCCGGCAAAAUGGCCCCGAAGCGAGGCGGCAAGGCGCCGGUUCCGGCGAAGAAGAAGCCGGAGAAGGUGACGAACCCGCUGUUCGAGAAGAGGCCGAAGCAGUUUGGAAUCGGGGGCGCACUGCCGCCGAAGAAGGAUCUCCACCGCUUCGUGAAGUGGCCCAAGGUCGUGCGCAUCCAGCGCCAGCGCCGCAUCCUCAAGCAGCGGCUUAAGGUGCCCCCGGCACUCAACCAGUUCACCCGUACCCUCGACAAGAACCUUGCAACCAACUUGUUCAAGAUGCUUCUUAAGUACCGCCCUGAAGACAAAGCUGCCAAGAAGGAGAGACUUUUGAAGAGGGCCCAGGCUGAAGCUGAAGGGAAAACUGUUGAGGCAAAGAAACCAAUAGUUGUGAAGUAUGGCCUUAACCAUGUGACUUACCUCAUUGAGCAGAACAAGGCCCAGCUUGUUGUCAUUGCUCAUGAUGUUGAUCCUAUUGAGCUAGUUGUGUGGCUUCCAGCCCUUUGCAGGAAAAUGGAGGUUCCAUACUGCAUUGUCAAGGGAAAAGCACGCCUUGGAUCGAUUGUUCACAAGAAGACCGCAUCGGUUCUAUGCCUAACCACUGUCAAGAACGAGGACAAACUUGAGUUCAGCAAGGUCCUUGAGGCUAUUAAGGCGAACUUUAACGACAAGUUUGAUGAGGUCAGGAAGAAGUGGGGCGGUGGUGUAAUGGGCUCCAAAUCACAGGCGAAAACCAAGGCCAGGGAAAAGCUGCUUGCAAAGGAGGCUGCGCAACGGAUGACCUAAAUAUAUUUGUGUUACAUUUAUCCUGUAUUUCACCUGAGUAGUGUCAGCAUACUAUGAUGGUCUCGUCAGAUCUAGUUUGAAGUCAUUUUUGUUUGUAGUAGACAGAAGAAAAGUGAACACUGUAAGAAUUCAGUAUUUUGCUCAAUGCCUGCCACUGCAUACGACUCAACUUCUCAAUGGGUCAAUCUUUGAUGUCCUACAACUUUCUGUGCUUUCAAGUAUUUUAAGGUCAGAAGAAA